AACACGCAGAACGGCAGAGAAUGACAAACACUGAUGUUUCGCCAGCGUACAAGUCUUUAUUCUAACAUAUAGCUCGACUUUUGACACUUGUCCGACGACACGACGGGUGGGAACCGGACCGCCACAUUUGGUCGCUAAUACAUUUUGGAAGCAACUCUCCCAACGUUCCACGUAUUUCACAAAUCACGUCAAGCCAGCGAAGUGGUAGGCGCGGCCGCACGGCGGGCCAAGUCUGUGGUUCGUGUCAACGGCACAUACCAGUUACACCCGUGCCGCUACUCAGCCCAAGUACGUCCCGGAGCCGCAGUUACUGACACAGCUGCUCGUUCUUCCCAGGACUGUAGCGCUAUGGGAACACACGUGAAGCGCUUGCGUUUCCUCGUUGAACGGCCUCAUACCCGUGGCCGACAUCUUCGUUCAGAGGCGCUUGUCUGGGAACUGGCACGCCCGACGCGGCGGAACGAGAAACGCAAUAAGUACUCGACAGAGGACUGGCCUGCACGGUCGAGCUCCACCCUGAAGUGAAACCCUCCGUGACAGGGACGAUACCAGGCGGACGACAAGAACGAUGGAUACCUUCCCCAAUGUUGUGCACUCGCUAGCCCCAAGGCAAUAUGGGUCUGUACCUGCACCCGUAGCAUCGUCGAUUACGCCGAGCCCGUCGAGCACUCCCACAGAUACAACUGCCGGAACUGGCUCGACCGCCUCCGCCGUUAGGACCGGGCUGCUGCCCCUCCAGCAAUACAUUGCGGCGCACGCCAUACUGUGUGUCCUCGGCUUCCUCGUGCUGCUGCCUGUCGGGGCCAUCGUCGCGCGGUGGAUGCGUACCAACAGCGACCGGUGGUUCAGAAUCCACUGGGUCAUCCAGUGGGUGCUUGCUAUGCCCAUUAUCAUCACUGGUUUCGCACUCGGCGUGACCUCGGUGGCCAAGAAUGACCAUCUACCGCUGAACGACACGCACAAGAAGUGGGGCGUCGCCCUCUUUUUCCUCUACCUCGUCCAACUCUCCCUCGGCGCCUUCAUCCACUUCGUCAAGGUCCCCUUCCUCUCCCUUAACGGCCGCUCCCUCCAGAACUACCUCCACGCCGGCUUCGGGGUUUUCAUCAUCGGCGCAGCAUUUUACCAGGUGCGCACGGGUUUCCGCACCGAAUGGCCGCUGUACACCGGCCUCACGGUCAAGAACGGCGCCAACGUCGCCUGGAUCAUCUGGCUCGUGCUCGUGAUCGCGGUCUACGUCUCGGGGCUCUGGCUCCUCCCGCGCCAGUUUCGACAGGAGCGCACGGCGCGGCGCAACGCGCGGAGCCGGCUCGGACUCGAGUCUGAUUCCACAGAGCUGGUGGUUAAGCGGCACGGGCAGAUGUAGGGUGUCAGUCACACGCAUGCUGCACACUUGAAGCUUGAGGGCCGAUGUCUGAUAGGAUUUUAGAACGACGCGUAUUAUUGAAAAGCCUGCGGUUCAGGGUAUUUAUGAUAUCUUGGGGACAAGCGGCGAUAAGCUCGCUAGGAACGUCCGCGGAUGUAAAAUUUAUUUGGAGAAGUUUUAAACAAAGAAC
Molecule: messenger RNA, 1553 nt
Organism: Phanerochaete carnosa HHB-10118-sp
Lineage: Eukaryota; Fungi; Basidiomycota; Agaricomycetes; Polyporales; Phanerochaetaceae
Exons: 4
Coding region: 569-1363 (264 amino acids)
Source: RefSeq, a predicted model, not a curated record